AUGAGGCCGGGUGAUCGUUCUAGGAGCCGUGACUCCAAAAUACGAAGAGGUGGUGGUGGCGGUGGUGUAGGUAGUAGCAGACGAGGUGGUAGCGGAGUGUCAAGAAGAGGGAGUGGUGGGCCAGUAUCUCAUAGGGAUAGCAGUGUAGGAAGACGUUUUGUAACUAAAAGAAGUUCAUUAAAAGGCAAACAACCUGGAGGUGCAUUAAGGAAACCCAGGUGGAAUCAAAUAGAAUUACAGCCUUUCACAAAAAAUUUUUAUAUUCCUCAUCCAAAUGUUUUAAAAAGAUCAAGACAUGAAGUAGAAAAGUAUAGGCAUGAAAAAGAAAUUACAGUUAAAGGGAUCAAAGUACCUGAUCCAAUUAUGUACUUUAGUGAUGCAAAUUGGCCUGAUUAUGUUCAAAGAGAAAUUCAAAAGCAAGGGUUCACAGAACCGACAGCAAUUCAAGCACAGGGUUGGCCCAUAGCAUUGAGUGGUAUGGAUAUGGUGGGAAUAGCACAAACAGGAUCUGGCAAAACUUUAGCUUAUAUACUGCCUGCUAUUGUUCAUAUUAAUCAUCAACCUAGACUUUUAAGGGGUGAAGGUCCUAUAGUAUUAGUUUUGGCCCCUACAAGGGAGUUAGCCCAACAAAUUCAGCAGGUAGCUUGUGAUUUUGGUACAUCAUCUGCAGUGAGAAACACAUGUAUUUUUGGAGGUGCACCUAAAAUGCUUCAAGCUAGAGACCUAGAAUCAGGGGUAGAGAUAUGUAUUGCAACUCCAGGAAGAUUAAUUGAUUUUUUAGAAAAGGGAACUACAAAUUUAAGGAGGUGUACAUAUUUAGUCCUUGAUGAGGCUGAUAGAAUGCUAGACAUGGGCUUUGAACCUCAAAUAAGAAAAAUUAUUGAACAAAUUAGACCUGACAGACAAGUAUUAAUGUGGUCAGCUACUUGGCCUAAAGAAGUUCGAAGGUUGGCAGAAGAAUUUUUAAAUGAUUAUGUUCAAAUAAAUAUAGGAUCUCUUCAACUUUCGGCUAAUCACAAUAUACUCCAAAUAGUGGAUGUUUGUUCUGAAUAUGAAAAACAAACAAAAUUGCUUAAGUUACUUAAUGAAAUAGCCAAUGAGCCUGAAACCAAAACGAUGAUAUUUGUUGAAACGAAAAAAAAAGUAGAUGAAAUUGCUAGAGCAGUGACUCGAUAUGGUUACCAAGCGCUUGCUAUUCACGGAGACAAAUCCCAAAGUGAUAGAGAUUAUGUAUUAAAUCAAUUUAGAUGCGGUAGAGUAAAUAUUUUAGUUGCCACUGACGUUGCUGCACGUGGUUUAGAUGUGGAUGAUGUCAAAUUUGUUAUCAAUUUUGAUUACCCGAAUAAUUCGGAGGAUUAUGUGCAUCGUAUAGGGCGCACGGGUCGACACGACAAAACAGGUACGGCCUAUACAUUUUUCACUCCGUCAAACGUGAACAAGGCAGGGGAUUUGGUGGCUGUACUACAGGAAGCCAAUCAAGUUGUCAACCCGAAAUUAUACGAACUCGUUUCCUACACUGGAUUCGGGAAACGAGGACGAACUUCUGGAUUAAAACGGGAAGAGAGGAGUUUUACCGGAAGGGGAUUAAGUCGGGGAGGAAAUGGGAUCGGGUCUGAUCGCAGCAGUCGAAUGAGCGGAUCCUUAACCAUGAGCCGAGGAGGGGAUGGUGGGGAUAGAAGGGGAAGUGAGAGAAGUGAUAGACAUAGAGUCGGGAUCAAAAGAAGCAGGUUUUCCGAUAAUCCGGGGAAGAAUUCAUCGAGUUCUAACAGUUACAACGAUUACAAUUCCCAAUCUCAACAGUAUCAACAGCAAAGUUACAACAACAGCGGUUAUCAUCAUCAUCAACAAUCUCAAUCCCAACACUCAUCUUAUCAGAAAUCUUAUCAGACAAGUCAGCAAAGUUACUCUUCACUCAUGCAAGGGUAUAAUUCAAAUCAGCAGUAUCAACAGUACGAUAGCGGUAGUUACGGAUAUCAACAGCAACAGCAAAGAUCUCAUCCGCCACCGUUGAUGUCGAAAAAAUUAUAA
Messenger RNA from Pediculus humanus corporis (human body louse), 2028 nucleotides. RefSeq names its product DEAD box ATP-dependent RNA helicase, putative. Lineage: Eukaryota; Metazoa; Arthropoda; Insecta; Psocodea; Pediculidae. The record is from RefSeq and is a predicted model, not a curated record. The transcript has 7 exons. Gene Ontology annotation, cellular component: ribonucleoprotein complex; nucleus; cytoplasm. Gene Ontology annotation, molecular function: RNA helicase activity; ATP binding; RNA binding. The coding region runs from base 1 to 2028 and encodes 675 amino acids.